Microthlaspi erraticum is the source of this 288-nucleotide messenger RNA. The record is from the annotation of a GenBank genome assembly. Lineage: Eukaryota; Viridiplantae; Streptophyta; Magnoliopsida; Brassicales; Brassicaceae.
AUGAAUCUCAACCCCACCAAAACGACAUCGUCUGGUUCUCCCGGAGUCCAUCUUUCAUCGAAACGAAAAUCGUUUACCGAAGUCCAUCUGUUUUCCUUCACCGGAUGGUCUCCGUUCCGCCUCCUCCCUCAUCCACACCCACCUCCGCCGAGACUCUUUGGAUUCCGUCGGCCGUUUCUCUCGUCAUCUGCCAGAAUUCCACCUGCAAAGCCAUCCCCGGCAAUGACUGCGACGGAAAAUCCUGUCUUUACCGGCAACCAAACCCUCUCGGCAGAUUCCCCAUCGUGA